Austrofundulus limnaeus is the source of this 2061-nucleotide messenger RNA. RefSeq names its product phosphoglucomutase 3 (gene pgm3). Gene Ontology annotation, molecular function: phosphoacetylglucosamine mutase activity; magnesium ion binding. The coding region runs from base 103 to 1743 and encodes 546 amino acids. Lineage: Eukaryota; Metazoa; Chordata; Actinopteri; Cyprinodontiformes; Rivulidae. The transcript has 13 exons. The record is from RefSeq and is a predicted model, not a curated record. Gene Ontology annotation, biological process: carbohydrate metabolic process; hemopoiesis; UDP-N-acetylglucosamine biosynthetic process.
UGUUUUGAACUAUGAACUGUGGCCACGUUGUCACGAGAAGGACGAACCACGAUAACCAGGAAGCUAGGUGUGGACUUCAUUCUUGUACAAAAACUACAAACAAUGGCCGACCAUUUUAAGGAGGUACUAAAGCAGUCUGGUCUGCACCCUAAGCCAGCAGGGUUGGUUUUGCAGUAUGGCACAGCUGGAUUUAGGACCAACGCCAAACAACUGGACCACGUCAUGUUCAGGAUGGGUUUGUUGGCCACGCUGCGCUCCAAGAAGACCAAAGCUACAAUCGGAGUCAUGGUGACGGCAUCACACAACCCUGAGGAGGAUAACGGCGUGAAGCUCGUUGACCCGAUGGGGGAGAUGUUGACGGCGACAUGGGAGGGUUUUGCCACCCAGCUGACCAACACGGAGCAGGAAGAGCUGCUCACAACUCUGACGGACAUCAUCGAGAAGGAGGCCAUAGACAUGAGCCAGAAGGCAAACGUGUUUGUGGGAAAAGACACCAGGAGCAGCAGUGCCAGCCUUUCACAAGCAGUGCUGGAUGGCGUUCAUGCCCUCGGUGGUCACAGCAAARAUUACGGUUUGGUCACCACCCCACAGCUACACUACAUGGUUUGCUGUCAGAACACACACGGGAAAUACGGAGACGCCACGUUGGAAGGAUACUACAGCAAACUCUGCCAGGCUUUCCUCCAGCUCACCAAAAAUGCGUCAAACCGCACGGACGACCAGAAGCACCUCUGUGUCGACGGUGCAAACGGGAUCGGGGCCCUUAAGUUGCGAGAGAUGGAGAGCCGCUUGAAAAAGGAGCUGCAGAUUUCCAUCUUCAACGACGGCAGCAAAGGAAGACUGAACCAUCAGUGUGGAGCCGACUUUGUCAAAGUACAGCAGAGACCUUCGACAGGCAUCAACGUGAACCCAGGAGACCGUUGCUGUUCCUUUGACGGAGACGCCGACCGAAUAGUUUAUUACUACACCGACUCUCAGGGGCUCUUCCACCUGCUGGACGGAGACAAGAUCGCCACUCUCAUCAGCACUUUUCUUAAAGAGCUGCUCGUUCAGGCUGGUCUAGACUUGAAGAUAGCCGUGGUGCAAACUGCCUAUGCCAAUGGAAGCUCAACACACUACCUGGAGAACACUAUGAAGGUGAUUGUGAAGUGCACAAAGACCGGUGUGAAGCAUCUCCAUCAUGCAGCUCUGGAGUUUGAUGUUGGUGUGUACUUCGAGGCAAAUGGACAUGGGACUGUUUUGUUCAGUAAAGCUGCUGAGGAAAAAGUCCAGCAGCUAGUUAAUGCCACCAACAUCAAUGAUGAGAGGAAGAAAGCUGCUCUCCUGCUGCAGAGCACCAUCAACAUCAUCAACCAGACUGUAGGAGAUGCCAUAUCUGACAUGUUGCUGAUUGAAGCCAUUUURUCCAUCAAAGGGAUGACAGUUCAGCAGUGGGACACCAUCUACAGUGACCUGCCAAACAGGCAGCUGAAAGUCAAGGUUUCUGACCGCCGAGUGAUUGAGACAGCAGAUGCAGAGAGACGAGCAGUGAGCCCAGCUGGGCUGCAGGAGGCCAUCGACACUUUGGUGAACAAAUACAGUCRCGCUCGCUCCUUUGUCAGGCCCUCGGGUACUGAAGAUGUGGUCAGAGUUUAUGCAGAGGCAGACACUCAGGAGAGUGCUGACGCUCUGGCUCAUGAAGUCAGCCUCACUGUGUAUCGCCUCGCAGGAGGAGAAGGGGAUGAACCCAAACCGUUGCACUAAAAACACACACUAACCAUGGUGUCCAAGUUUACAAACCUUUAAUGCAACUCCAUUUGUUUUCAUUAUACUUUCAASCCAAAAUUYCUCACGAUUAACUUUUGAAAUGCAAGUAAUUUAUAUUGUUCAAAUGCACUUUACACAACACUGUUAAUUCUUUGGUUAAUAAAAUGAGAGGAGACAUGCUCUUAAGUGAAUCAGAUACUAUGUGAAAUAAAUGAUGUACAAUACUGUAUAAAAAAAUAUGAAGACAGCAAAUCUGACCAACUUCCAAAUGUUUUCUCAUGGGUACUUUUUUUAAUUAAAGCUUUUUGCGCAGAA